CUUUUUGGAAUCAUUUCAUCUUAUCGUUAGUUUUGUUCGAGGAACUGUUUACGCGUUAUCGAACAAAACCGACGAAAGCUUUGACAAUUCUGCUUUCUUAGGCUUAUAUUAUCAACCACCGGGUCAAUCAACUCGUUUACUUUUCUUCGGUCUUCUCUGCCUCCACUGAUAUAUCUUUGAUAUUUCCGCAUCAAUAAUGGCAGAGAGAGAGAGAUACAUAACAAGACAACUUACUGCUGUUUUUAAACUCUCUGUCUGAUUAAAUACCACAAGUCCAACAAAGGUUCGAGAAACAGAGACGUUUCCAGAAGAAUCAAAGCUGUUUUUUUCUUCUCCUUAUUCUUUGAUCUAAUUAGCUUCAUUGCAAAACAGAGGGAUUACUCUGUUUUUGGAGGGAUUACUCUGUUUCUAAAGUUGCUGGAUCGAAAGUUCUGAUAUUUGAUUCCUGAGGCUUAUAGUUUUUUAGUUCUGCUCUUUGUGUAGUAUCAAUAGCUACUAGAUUUGGAAGUGUUUUUAGAGAUGGAUGAGAGUAACCAUGGAAGUUCAUCAUCAUCAAGCUCACUCCCACCUUUCCUUACCAAAACGUAUGAGAUGGUUGAUGAUCCCUCAUCAGAUUCAAUUGUCUCGUGGAGCCAGAGCAACAAGAGUUUCAUCGUUUGGAAUCAGGCAGAGUUUUCUAGAGACCUUCUUCCCAGAUUCUUCAAACACAACAACUUCUCAAGCUUUAUCCGACAGCUUAACACAUACGGUUUUAGAAAAGCUGAUCCUGAGAAAUGGGAGUUUACUAAUGAUGAUUUCGUGAGAGGCAAACCUCAUCUUAUGAAGAACAUUCAUAGACGCAAACCUGUUCACAGCCACUCUUUACCUAAUCUCCAAUCUCAGCAAAACCCGUUGACGGAUUCAGAACGGCAGAGAAUGAACAGUCAGAUCGAGAGACUGACCAAGGAGAAAGAAGUGUUGCUUGAAGAGUUACAUAAACAAGAGGAGGAACGAGAGUUGUUUGAGCAGCAAGUUAGGAAACUCAGAGAUCAGUUACUACACAUGGAGAAGCGUCAGAAAACAAUGGUUUCCUCUGUCUCUCAGGUAUUGGAGAAACCAGAGCUUGCUCUGAAUCUAUCUCCGUGUCUACCCGAAAAAAACGAGAGGAAAAGAAGGUUCCCUAGGGCUGCAUUAGAGACGAUGUUGGAAGAGAACCACCAGACAAGUGGUGUUGUGAGAGAGGAAGGAUCUACAAGCCCUUUCUCACACGAUGCAACUGAGCAUCAGGUGGAACAGUUGGAGUCAUCGAUAGCGAUUUGGGAGAAUCUUGUAUCGGAUUCUUGUGAGAGUAUGGCACAACAAUCAACAAGAAACAUGAUGACACUUGAUGUGGAUGAAUCAUCUACUUGUCCUGAAAGCCCUCCUCUUUCUUGCAUUCAGCUAAGUAUCGAUAUACGUCUUAAAUCUCCUCCCUCUCCAAGGACCAUUGACAUGAACUCUGAUCCUGAUGUUUCGAAAGAACAGAACAGUGUUGCUCCUGCUCCAGCAAUAGGAGCGAAUGAUGUCUUCUGGCAGCAGCUUUUGACAGAGAACCCUGGCUCGGAGCAACGGGAAGUUCAAUCAGAGAAAGCUGAAGAUCGCAGUGAGAAAUGUUGGUGGAACUCGAGGAAUGUAAAUACAAUAACAGAGCAGCUUGGACAUCUGACUUCUUGAGAGAGAAGUUAUCAGUGAUCUCUACUUUAGAUCUGUUUUUUUUUUAGUUUCUUCUGCUAUAGGUUUCUUUGUUUUUAUGCAUUUGGGUCCGUCUUUGAUCAUUAAUGUAUGUCCUUUGAGUUCAUGUCAGGAGACUACUCUACAACAUUAAUCUUGCAGGGGAACUGUAGAAGUUUAACCUAAAAAAAAUAUGCAACAGGGGUCGAAACAUAUUGCAGAAAAGCAAAAUGUUACAAGGCAUGGUAUGUGUUGCGCAUUGGACAUUUGUAGCAUACAAACCGAAAUUGUGAAAUCCGAAAACACUUGAAAAAUAUCAAAGAUAAAUGUGAAUGGUUUCCAAG
Eruca vesicaria subsp. sativa (arugula) is the source of this 2033-nucleotide messenger RNA. The record is from the annotation of a GenBank genome assembly. Lineage: Eukaryota; Viridiplantae; Streptophyta; Magnoliopsida; Brassicales; Brassicaceae.